This is a messenger RNA of Alternaria arborescens, 1035 nucleotides long. Its product is annotated as Cytosolic Fe-S cluster assembly factor. Gene Ontology annotation, biological process: iron-sulfur cluster assembly. The record is from RefSeq and is a predicted model, not a curated record. The coding region runs from base 1 to 1035 and encodes 344 amino acids. Gene Ontology annotation, cellular component: cytosol. Gene Ontology annotation, molecular function: ATP binding; ATP-dependent FeS chaperone activity; 4 iron, 4 sulfur cluster binding. The transcript has 2 exons. Lineage: Eukaryota; Fungi; Ascomycota; Dothideomycetes; Pleosporales; Pleosporaceae.
AUGGCGCCCUCCCUAGAAGAGCCAGUACAGGUCGAUUUCGAAGCGCCACUCAAGGCUGCGCCGAAACUCGUUGCGCCUGAGCCAGAACACUGUCCUGGUCCCGAAUCCCUCACAGCCGGUCAAGCAGAUUCAUGCGCAGGAUGUCCCAACCAGUCAAUAUGCGCCUCCGCACCCAAGGGCCCCGAUCCCGAUAUACCCAUCAUAACCGCACGACUCUCCUCGGUGAAGCACAAGAUCCUGGUCCUCUCCGGUAAAGGCGGCGUCGGAAAGUCGACCUUCAGCACAAUGCUAUCACAUGGCUUCGCAUCGAAUCCGUCAUCGACGGUCGGGCUCAUGGACACAGACAUCUGCGGACCCAGCAUACCAAAGAUGAUGGGUGUGGAAGAAGAGACAAUACACGUCAGCGGAGAAGGAUGGGAGCCGGUAUGGGUCAGCGAGAACCUCGGAGUCAUGAGCGUACAGUUCAUGCUACCAAACCGCGACGAUGCAGUAAUAUGGCGAGGCGCAAAGAAGAACGGUCUGAUUAAGAAAUUCCUCAUGGACGUAACUUGGGGGGAACUGGACUUUCUGAUCGUCGACACACCACCGGGCACAUCCGACGAACAUCUCUCUGUAAACUCGUUCCUCAAAGCCAGCGGCGUCGAUGGCGCGGUCCUCGUUUCCACACCCCAAGAAGUCUCGCUCCUCGAUGUUAGGAAGGAGAUUGAUUUCUGCCGGAAAGCCGGCAUACCUAUACUGGGCAUCGUGGAGAAUAUGAGCGGGUUUGUCUGCCCGGGUUGCAAACAUGAGUCUCAGAUAUUCAGAGCGAGUACGGGUGGUGCAGCAAGGCUGGCUAAGGAUCAAAAUAUACCCUUCUUGGGCAAGGUACCACUGGACCCGAGGAUAGGCAUGGCAUGCGAUUUUGGAGAAAGUUUCUUGACGGCGUACCCAGACAGCCCGGCAUGUGCUGCUAUCAAAGAGGUUGUCAGGAGAGUUGGGGAGGAGAUUGGGCUGAGUAGGGAAGAGGUGUUGCCUGUGGAUGAAGAGGAAGUCUGA